AUGGUGAAUGAAUCAGAACUUAAUUCAGGAACUCCAGAGGUCGUGCAUUCGAAUCAGCUGCUCAAAGGUUUGAAUCAACUUCGACAGAGACGGGAGCUUUGUGAUGUUGAAUUGUGCGCCGGAGAAGAAAGAGUUUCGGCCCAUCGUGUUGUCCUAUCGGCUUGUAGUCCCUAUUUUAAUGCCAUGUUUACAGGAAAUCUCCUUGAGAGCCAGAAACAGGUCAUACAUUUGAGAGAAGUAGACGAAAAUGCGCUUCAUACCCUUGUGGAUUUUGCAUACACUGGAAAAGCUAGAGUUACACAAGAAAACGUCCAACUUUUACUUCCAGCAGCUAACAUGCUUCAGUUGAGCAGAGUUAAGGAAAUCUGCUGUCAUUUUCUUAGUCAACAGCUACAUUCUAGUAACUGUUUAGGAAUCAGCAAGUUCGCUGAAGCAUACUCUUGCCACAGCUUGCAGAAGAAAUCGAGAAAAUUCAUUCAAGACCAUUUUCAAGAGGUCGUAAAACAUGAAGAAUUUUUGCUUCUACCAGUAGGCCAGCUAACAGAACUUCUUAAAGACGAUAAUUUGAACGUUGUCUCUGAACAAGUUGUGUUUGAAGCAUUGCUCUUGUGGAUUAAACACAAGCUCCCAGAACGAAUUUCUCUUCUUGGUAAACUUCUGAAAUAUGUUCGUCUGCCUCUACUGACUCUUCGUUUCCUGACGUCAAACUACGAGACAAAUGAACUAAUUCGCGCGGACAGAACGAGCCAAAUUGUACUGAACGAAGCCUUAAAAUACAGACUUGUUCAAGCCAAAGGGGUUCCCUGUGAGAAAGCAAUGAAACCUCGACGUGCUCCUAGGAGGAUUUUUGCGCUUGGAGGAAAAAAUGGCCUGUUUGCGACUUUGAGCAGCGUUGAGUAUUACGAGCCAGAAAGAGAUCGCUGGACUGAAGUUUCGAGCAUGAAACUUCGACGAUUCGAGUUUGGAGCUGCUGUUCUAGAUGGUAAAUGAUAACUUGAGUUUAAUAGGCUUCAUUUAACUGUUAGCCGUACAGUUAUUAGCUUUGUAAUGUCAACUAUUUGUUUCAUUUUGUUUUUCAACAACCUAGCUUCCUUUUCGCUUGCCAAAAUCUUGAAAAUCAAUGAUUUUGUGAUUUUGAUUGCAUUCAAGCCUUAAUCUGUGCCAGGAUUUUCUCUGUUCUGCUUAGGAUUCCAAUAUUCGUAGAUGAAUUUAUCAAGUAAACAUUCACGCUCGAAAAUUGAAUAUUAUUUUAAGAAAAUGCAUUGAAAGAUAUUCUUAAUCCCUACAUUUCAUGGCAAUUACCUGGCAUGUUUGGGUUGAGGUUAGAAUGGAGAGGACUGGGUGACAAUAAAGCCUCAAGUGUCACCUUUUCGCGUAUUCAAUACAUGUAUGGCUGUGUUUUAAAAGGACUGGAAACAAUUUAAUUCAAGAAUGUGGGGAAUUUGAUGGCUAAAGUAAGUAUUGGCUGCGGUAUAGAUUUUCCCAUCUAGACCAGCAUGUGGACCAAACAUAACGUUUGAACUCAAAGGGCACGAUCCAUUCAACCAAAAUUCCGACCUGUCCAACCGGGAAAAAUGGUCCACCUCAAAAGGUAGACCUGUUUUUUAAAACUUUUGCGGUUGGACUGAACUGAUCCAUUGAGUGUUGGACCGAAUUUCUGGAAAUUUUGGUUGAAUGGAUCGUGCCCAAAAAGUUAGAAAAACAAAAGUGGAAACCAAAAAAAUUGCCUUAUUAUAAAUAAAAAGAACAGUGGUUCCAGACNUGCUAUUUUUAUCGUCAAGUGUAAUGAUUCUGUUAGCUUUUCUUUCUUAUUUCCUUGUUUUUUUCUUCGUUAAGGACCAAAUAGCCUCUUUUCAAUUAAAGCAAAUCAUUGUGUUUUUGAACUAAGUGUUCCGUGCGUGUGUUUAUUUCAUUGCGUGAUUGCGACCGAGUUUGAUUCAGAUUAUAGAAUUCAGUACAACCGGUUCAGAGUUGUACUGCAUGCAGUUGAUAGUUUGAACGUUAAACAUGAAUUACGAUCGAAAAAAAUAAAGCAAUUCUGUAUCAUGCAGACAUUUCCAAACGAUAUUUCUCGGUUUGCCACUUGAAAAUCGUGUUUUAUUUUUUGCAUGAAUUAAAGCAAAGGUCAAGGAGUAGUGACGUCACUGGACGGCAUUAACAGCCGGUCGAUUCAGACGUUACUGAGGGAGUAAUAACGACUCGAAGUAAUCGGAUGAAAUUCAGGCUAGCAAGCAGGCUCACUCUUGCAAGUUCAGCCCAUUCUCCUUGUAGAAUGGUGGCUCCACAGCCAAAAAUUUUUCCUAACUUGCACAAGUGAGACUGCUUGCAGGCUUGAAUCCAAAAACACUCAAUACAAGAGUCACCAAGUGCAUGGAAAAAAAUUGUGAGGGACUAAAAAAGUCUAGAGCAGUGGGAAAUAUACCUACUACUGAGCUUGAUCCUCUUUUUCCAAAUUUUUAAUUUUUCAUUGCCACUUGUCCGUUACAAUAAACUUCUUAUUAGGCAACCCAUGAACCAAUUUAGCUGAAAUUUGGCCAACUUACUGUCAAAUAGUUUUUCUAAAAAACUGUUCUGUGAAUUUUCAUUUCUGUUUUCGUUUUCGAGUUAGAGCAUUUUCUCACAGGUAGUGCUAAUGAUUUGCUAUCUCUAACUUCAACUGCCUAUAACAAAAGAACAAACGCCCUUGACAAAAAUCUGAGGCAGUUUUUUAGUCAAACUUGUUAAGAAGCGAAUGCAACCUUAAUUGGCUUCUUCUGUUCAUUUUUGGUGGGCCUGGACUUAAAUGUACAGUGAUACUCACUUUCACAAAAAGCUUCUCAUUUCUGAAUUGCAUUAAUAUUUUGAUUUUUUGAAAGGAAUGAGCAAUAAUCUGGAACUAUUGAGCUUUCAGAAAAUUUAUGGUUCAUGGGGGUAUUUAUUAAAAGGAAAAGCGCUAGUGCUGAUCAACGUGAGAAGGGUGCUUGAGGGUGGAUGAUACCUUAACCAAACUAGGUUGGUCUGUUUGUGAGAAUCUUGACCUCUGUCGCUGGUUUAGACCUCACUGCAUCCAGUGUGUACUGGGGGCCUCAGUCAAGAUUCUCCCUUAACUUAGCUUGGUAGUCGAAUGCUGUAGGUUAUUUGAGGCUUUCUCUCCCUCACAUUUUCCUAAAAAAUAGACAGCUCAGACCUCAAAUUGGCUGGUUUUUUAGCCAGUUGCCAGCACUAAAAAUUAUAAGAACCCUGAAUUGUUGAAUAAUUAUUAUAAUUAUUAUAAUGUUAUUAUAAUUUUAGCAUUUUUCAUGACCAAAAUGGAAAUUAAUCUCUUUUACUGCUCUUUGAAAAGAUGAUUAGUUUAUUCAAACACCUUCAGGUUUUCAACUCAGAUAUCACUGAUUGGAGGUACCAUUGUAAGAACCAAUUCAAAAUCCUUUUAACUUUUGUUUGAUUUUAGUUCCUGUGUUGCAGAUUAAUCCCUAUGAUAUGGUGAAUUCCCCUUGACAUAUACCGCUAGUGAUAUGACUAUGCUUUCCUUCACAUACAUGUAUGGCAGCCAGUGUUUGUUGUUCCCAUCCCCACUACCCCUUGAAAUUCUUCUAGUUAUUAUUUAAGUUUCUUUUUUGCCAGAUUUGACCUAAGCCACUACCAAAAAGAUUUGAGCAUCAACCAUUCAAGACACCAUAAUUUCUCAAUCUUUCACUGUUAAUAUUUGAGUGCUUUUAAAUGCUUUGAUGUGAUAUCAUUGCUUUAAUUGAUUAAUUUCAAUUUCUUUUUCUUUUUUCUUACUUAAUAUUAAGACAUGAAAUGCCUAGAUUAAAGUUAAGGCAAGGUGUGGGCUCAUUUACAUCUAUUUUGUAACAAUUUGUUUUCAUUUGACAAUUAUUAUGUAGUUUAUUAUGCAGAUCAUUGAUCUUGAGUGGAGAAAAGUCUUUGAGUGGAAAUCAAAGGUAACAAAGUAAUAAAAUAUUACAAAUAACUUUUUAAUUUGUAGGUAAGCUCUAUGCAGUUGGUGGUCUUGUUUGUGGUGUUGGAGUUCACAGUGGAGCACCCUUUAGGUAUUGUGAUAAUGGCUGUGAAAGCUUUGACCCUGAGACUGGUCAUUGGAGCAGAGUACUUCCUAUGAAUCAGUGCCGCAGUAACCACUCAGUGCAACCCUUAGGUAAGAAAGUCAUCUUAAAUGAAUUUUCAGUUGUUGAUAAUACAAAAAGUUUGCUCUUUAGAGCAAAAGUAGAAUGUUUUUCACAAGGUUUUUUCAAGGGAUGGAAUUUGCCCAGUGACAUCAAUCAGCAAAUUUCCUAGUACAGGGUAGGGUGUUUGAGACCACAGACUCUGUUGUGAGCUUAUGGAUGAUAACAAUGUAGAUAUAAAAAUGCACAAAGGGUUGUAAUGAAAAAUAUUUAAAAAUUAAUAAAAUGCAUGGUGAAAAAAAGAAAUUUUUAUAAUGUGGGCAAUUCAUUUUUCUGGCAAACUUUUUUUUUUAUUGCAAAUGUUUAUAGUUUUAUGUGCUUUCACUUUGUUACGCUUAUUACAUCAUCAUUUGAAAUUUCUCUCCAGGCUAUAAAAUAAUUUGUCAAAUCAACUUUAUUUAUACCCACAGUUAAUCCUUCAGGAAUUACAAAAUACUAUAUAUAGAUAUAAUAAUCUGAUGAUCGCUUAGUGCGUGAAAGUCUGUGUUACAACUCUAUUAACUUCCAUCUUUUACAUUUUUAUUAUUUUGUAUUUUUAAACAAAUUAAUUCCUAGGUUAUAACAAAAAUAAGUUAUUAUGGUGGAACCCCUCCUUGCAGCCACCUUGGUAAUCAUCUCAUUAUUACUGCCACUGUUUUUUUUGCCUGGGAAAACGGCAACAUUUCCUCAUAAAAAACUCGCGUGGUCACCAGUUAAAUAUGGCCAACAGUCACAAUUUAAAACCCCAAACAAUAGAAUCUCUUAGAAUUUCGCACCGUGAAUACGGCCAUUUGUUCGAAAUUUAGAAAAUUAAAGUGCCUUUGACAUGUCAGUUUUAUUGACCUAGUAAUCUGAACUUGUUCUUGUACUGUUUUUGGACUACAGUACCCUUCAAAUGCACUUGUGGCGAUUUUAUAGGCGAAGCUUAAAAGUGUUUUAUCUACUGACGGAAAAUUUUAAGUAGUUUUUUCAAUUAUUAUUACUUUAUGCGAUAUCUACAUUUCAGUUGUCUAUUAAUGAGAACAGUAAUGUUCAAGAAAUAUGAAUUCUGGCAAUUUAUGUUGUAUUUUUUAUUAUGGCCCUCAUGUCAUGAAAUUUGAGCCUGCCCAGGUUAUACGGCUACCCUAUUAAUACUGCCAUUUUUUUUUACCCAUUCUUGACUGUAUUAACGUGGUUCCACUGUUUUGUAUAAUACUUCAGUCUGUGAAUUUUUUUUAUACCAUUUUCUCUCUGAAGGUGGAUUUUUGUAUUCUCUGGGUGGUUAUGAUGGUAAUACGUACCUUAACACAAUGGAAUGCUACAACAGUUGCACUAAACAGUGGAGUCAUGUUGCACCUAUGCAUUACAGUCGAAGCUGUUUUGCUGCAGCUGUAUGUGAUGGCUAUCUCUAUGCUCUUGGAGGCUAUGGGCCAUCUUAUCUUAGAACUGUUGAACGAUAUGAUCCCAGCUCAAAUUCCUGGGAAAUGAUGCCUGCUAUGAGCACAUACAGGAUCAAUUUUGGCGUUGGGGUCUUGAAUGGUUGUCUUUAUGUAGUUGGUGAGAAUACUUUUUAUUAUUUCUUAGCAUUUCUCCUCUCCUCCUAAUUGGUUUGUAGUAGCUGGGAAAGGGUCGUAAACAGGAAGAUUAAAAAGGGCAUCCAUGCCAACUCUCAAACGAACAGUCCUAAAACUAAAAUGUAAAAGAACAUUUGGCAGGGUAUUAAAACAGGGUUUAUAUGGUGAACAUUAAACAAAAGUACAUGUUACGGUCAAACUCAGAAAACCAUGAACGGCUGAAACAUUUUAGGAAGGUUUAUUGUGUAGUGACCAGUCACAAUAAAGUUCAGGACACGCCAGCAAACCACAAAACCACAAAUUAAUUACUGUUGCUGUUUGCGGUUUAGUUUUCUCCCGCUUGAUUGGCUUCCUUCUCGCAAAACAAUAACAUACCAUAAAUAUUUCUGGUGUUCAUGGUUUUGUGAGUUUCACAGUAAGUCAUUUUCAGUGUUGUCAUCCCUGAUAUCCUGAUAUUGUUUACCGUUGAAUGUAUCAAAAAGUUAUGCAGCCCAAGCUACAUAAAAUCAAUACACUACUUUUUCGGGGGUCACUGAAUUUUUCUAACCACAUUCUUGUGCUUUUUUCAAGUUCCAACCUUUUUUUUCUCCUCUUGCCCACCAACCAAUGUUUUGGUAGACCGGACUAAUAAGCUCUUCAUCUUUCUGGUUAUUUUCCUUAGGUGGUCACAAUGGAGUUUCUCAUUUACGAAGUGUGGAGCGGUUUGACCCUGUAUCCAGUGAAUGGACCAUGGUCACACCCAUGAGUCGGCCUAGGACAGGACUAAGUGUGGCUGUGUUGAACGGCUUUCUAUAUUCAGUUGGUGGACAUGAUGGUUCAGGUUAUCUUAGCCUGGUGCAGCGUUAUGAUCCGCAUACAAACUCUUGGCAUAGUGUAAAGAGCAUGUUAUCUAGUCGGUGUAGCUUUGGUAUUGCAGCACUGUAA
Messenger RNA from Porites evermanni, 6619 nucleotides. The record is from the annotation of a GenBank genome assembly. Lineage: Eukaryota; Metazoa; Cnidaria; Anthozoa; Scleractinia; Poritidae.